Molecule: messenger RNA, 4410 nt
Organism: Drosophila albomicans
Lineage: Eukaryota; Metazoa; Arthropoda; Insecta; Diptera; Drosophilidae
Product: probable multidrug resistance-associated protein lethal(2)03659
Exons: 6
Coding region: 476-4405 (1309 amino acids)
Biological process (GO): transmembrane transport
Cellular component (GO): membrane
Molecular function (GO): ATP binding; ATP hydrolysis activity; ABC-type transporter activity
Source: RefSeq, a predicted model, not a curated record
UGUGCGAUAAGAUUUCAUUUCUACAACCUCGAACUGCGUGUUGUAGGACAUUGCUCUUGAAACUUCCAAAAAAGAUAUCUGUCUAUCUAGCUGAUAUCUAAGCAGCUUAGACAAAGACUCAUAAUUAUUUUGUAUUCCUCCGAAAUCCUAAUGAUUUACAGAGCUUACUAAGCCUUCCACUGCAAUCUGCAUCCACAAUUUGACCAAAGUAUUGCUUGUUAACUGCUCUUAUUGAUUACGUAUUAGUCAACAACUUGAGCACACGUCCGUUGGCCAACUGAUCGCCAUUUUAAUCAGUCAUUUAAAGUGCCAAGUGCAAAACGGGAACUGCUAAUUUUAUAUAGUACAACUUGAUUACUACUUCUCCCAACCAAAACCUGGGGCAAUUGUUUAAAAGCAACAGACCUGGAACUGCGCGAGUCAUUAUGGAAUUAUCAACCGACGCGGGCAGUAAAAGUUUGUGAAUGGAGACAGCAUGAAUUCCCAUUCGAAUACAAGUGUAAAACGCGAAACGAAUCCCUUUCUGAAGGCAAACAUUCUAUCAAAGUGGUUUUUCGUUUGGAUGCGUCAUGCGUUCCGCAAAGGACGUCACGAAGAGCUAUCCGAGAACGAACUCUAUGCUCAUCUGCCCAGCUUCGACAGCGAACAGUUGACGGAGGAUGUACAGCAACCUUGGAUACGUGAAUCUCAACGUAAGCAACCGAGUUUGCUACAUUUAAUCUUUACCUUUUAUGGCUGGCAAUUUGUGCCCAUCUGUGUUUUUUACUCCGCGCUCGAAAUUGCAAUACACGCCUUUCAACCCAUUUUCCUGGGUGGCUUGAUCUCGUACUUUGCAGAGGGACAAACGGACAUCACCAAGGAAAGCGCUUAUUUGUAUGCCAUGGGCAUUGUGCUCUGCUCCCUGGUCAACUCCUUGGUGUUUCAUCCCUUCAUGUUCUACGUAUUUGCCGUGGGCACCAGGAUACGCCUCGCCUGCGCCGGGCUGAUAUAUCGCAAAUGUCUGCGAGCAGGAAUGAAUGCUGGAGAAGGAUUAGGCGCCCAGGCCAUAUCGGUGAUGUCGAUCGAUUUGCCACAGUUUGAUCUGACCUUCUACUUUUUCCACGAUCUGUGGAAGGGUCCCGUGGAGGCCUGUAUCUUUGGCUAUAUUAUGUACACGGAGAUUGGCUGGACAGCGCUCAUAGGCAUCGCAUUCAUUGUGCUGCUAAUUCCACUGCAGGCCUGGGCAGCCAAGGCAGCGACUCAGUUUCGCACCAGAUCGGCAGAGCAUCGCGAUGAGCGCGUCAAGCUGAUGAACGAGAUCAUCACUGCCAUACAAGUCAUCAAGAUGUAUGCCUGGGAACAAUCCUUUGCCAAGCUGAUUGCCGCAGUGCGCCAGAGGGAAGUGAGAGCCAUUAGAGGUUCCAUGAGCAUCUAUGCGGCGCUGCAGUGCACCAACAUGAUCUCGAAGGUGUCGCUCUUCCUCAGUCUCAUCGCCUACGUCUAUACGGGGGAUGUGGUCACGGCGCAAAAGGUCUUUAUACUCUCGUCGUACUACAGUCUCUUGAAUGAUUCGUUGCUGCACUUUUGGCCCAUGGCCAUUACCACCUGGGCCCAGACAGUGGUCAGCGCCAGACGUGUUGUGGACUUCCUUCAGCAAAGUGAAACUCCCACGGGCAAAGAGUGCUCCAGCUGCCACGACAAUCCCACACUGCAGCUGGAUAGCCUGAAGCCAGAGAAACCACAGCAAGUGGGUCGAGUGCAUUGCAUGGAGAGUGUGUCCAAGGGACUAAUGCUUAGUCAUGUCAGUGCCAGCUGGGACAAGCCCAGCACACAGCAGCAACGGCGCGCGCAUGUUGACGAUAUCAGCUUUGAGCUGCACGCUACUCAAAUGGUGGGCAUUGUGGGCAACGUGGGUUCCGGAAAGAGUACGUUGCUCAAUGUGAUUCUCGGCGAAGUGGAGCUGAUGCAAGGACGCCUGGAGUUGCAUGGCAAGGUGAGCUAUGCGCCGCAAGAGCCGUGGAUCUUUCAGGCUAGCAUACGUGAUAACAUACUCUUCGUGGAGCCGUACGACGAGCAUCGCUAUCGUGCUGUUGUGCAUGCCUGCCAGCUGGACACCGAUCUCUCGCUGCUGCCCCAGGGAGAUGCCACGGUUGUGGGUGAACGCGGCAUUAGUUUGAGUGGCGGUCAGAAGGCCAGAAUUAGUCUGGCGCGUGCCGUUUAUCGACAGGCAGACGUCUACUUGUUUGAUGAUCCGCUUGCUGCCGUCGAUUCUCGAGUGGGUAAACUGCUGAUGGACAAGUGUUUCCAUCGCUUUCUGGGUGACAAGCUGCGCAUUUUGGUGACACAUCAUGUGCAGCUGCUGCAACAGGUUGAUCACUUACUGCUCCUCGAAUCUGGGCGUAUUACACAACAGGGCAACUAUGCGCAGCUUCGGGAUGUGAUUGAAAAGCAUGCGGCCCCUGACUUGGAGGCCAUCGAAGCAGAUAAACAGCAGGUGAAGCGUGUGCUCAGCCAGGUGGAUCGCAACUCCAAGCAGUUCCAGGACACGGCCACCUCAGCGAGUGAAGAGCAAAGCCCUGAGAAUGUCUUUGCCGAGGGACAAGGUCAAGGCGCUGUUAGCUACGAGACCUACAAGUCGUACUUUCAGGCUCUGGGAGCGCCGUUCUGGGUUUGCUUGGUACUUGUGCUCUUUGCGGUCGCGCGCGCUUGUCAAGCUUUGAUGGACAUCUUCAUUUCCCGCUGGGCCACGCUAGAGGAGAACCGUGACUACGAUAGCAUUGAGGAAUUUGAGGCAACACGCACAAGUAUGGUCACCUGGUACUCAGUACUGUUGGUGUGCACCUUGGCGUUAUAUUUGCUGCGCACCUUUGGCUUCUUCCUGCUGUGUCUGCGCAUCUCCCUCCGGCUGCACAAUCUCCUCUUUGCAGGCAUAAUUCGUGCCCGCAUGUUCUUCUUCAACACGAAUGCAUCGGGUCGUGUGCUCAAUCGCUUCUCCAGCGACAUUGAGAACGUCGAUGUGGCACUUCCGCAAGCCAUGAUGGAUUCACUGCAGUUCUUUGUGGAUGUGAUUGCGGUGCUCGUGAUUGUGGCCAUUGCCAACUAUUGGCUGCUCAUUCCGGCUGCUAUAAUGGCGCUCCUCAUGUAUUUGUGCCGUGCUUUCUACAUUGGUGCCAGUCGCAGUCUGAAACGCAUUGAGAGCUUAACUCGUAGUCCGGUUUACUCACAUGCCAAUCAGACGUUCCAAGGUUUGACCACAAUACGCGCCUUGGACGCCAUGCCGCAGCUGGAGCAUACUUUCCAUGGCCAUCAGAACAUCAAUUCGUCAGCCUUAUUUCUCUACACCAGCGCCAAUCGUGCCUUCUCAUUUUGGACCGAUCUCAUUUGUGUGAUCUACAUAUUUGCCGUGACCUUCAGUUUCCUCGUGAUUCAACAGAACUUCUACAGCGGUGAUGUGGGCUUGGCCAUCACACAGUCCAUGACGCUGGUGCUCAUGUGCCAGUGGGGCAUGCGCCAAAGUGCUGAGCUUGAGAACAAAAUGACCAGUGUGGAGCGCAUCUUGGAGUAUGCCAAGACACCGUCGGAGCCAGCGCUGGAGACGCCUAAGCAGAUACAGCUUCCUGCUAACUGGCCACACGAAGGACAUCUCCGCUUGAGCGAACUGCACAUGCGCUACUCUCCAGGUGGCACAGAGAUCUUGAAGGGCUUGAAUCUGGAGACACGACCCAUGGAAAAGAUUGGAAUUGUGGGACGUACAGGAGCUGGCAAGUCAUCCAUAAUACAAGCACUGUUUCGACUGGCCGAGAAUGAGGGACUCAUCGAGAUCGAUGGUCAGGACAUUGCCCAGUUGGGACUGCAUGAUCUGCGCAGUCGCAUCUCAAUUAUUCCACAAGAAUCAGUCUUGUUCUCAGGCACAUUACGCUUCAAUCUUGAUCCGUUCAGUGAGAAGAGCGACGAGGCGUUGUGGGGAGCAUUGCAGGAUGUUAAGCUGAAGGAGUAUGUAGCCAGCUUGGAGGGUGGACUCUCCUGCCACAUGCAGGAAGGUGGAUCCAAUUUCAGCAUGGGCCAAAGGCAAUUGGUUUGCUUGGCGCGUGCCAUUCUUCGCAAUAAUCGAAUACUCAUCAUGGACGAGGCGACGGCCAAUGUGGACGCCGACACCGAUAAACUAAUUCAGGAGACAAUACAAACCAAGUUCGCCGAGUGCACAGUGCUCACAAUAGCUCAUCGACUGCACACGGUGAUGGAUAAUGAUAGUGUUCUGGUCAUGGAUGCGGGCAAAAUGAUUGAAUUUGGACCACCGCAUGAACUGCUGCAGCUCAAAGAUGGUGCUCUGCUCAAAUUGGUUAAUCAAAGUGAUGCACUCACAGUUAAAUAUCUCAAGAAAAUUGCCGCUGAUAAUUACGCGCGCAAAAACAAAUAUAUCAUUUGACAACA